CAGUCGCCGCCGUUCGUCGCCGCCGCCAGUCGUCCAGGAGGGCUAUGGCGCCGCCGCUCGUCUAGGUGCCCCGGCGACCGGCGUCGCCACUCGCCCAGGAAGUGUUGCUGCUCGUUCAGGAGGGUUGCCGCCCGCCCAUACGGCCUCCCGCUUCCCGCCUCCGCACGUUUUUUGGCCUGGGGCGUGAUCGCGCGCCGAUGGAGUCCGACGGCGAGCAGGAGGCGGCGGCCACGCCGACGCUGGGAGCGUCAGCGGGGGCACCGGUGGCAGGACAGCUGAAGGGCUGCCCGGAGCUCUCGCUGGAGGGUGACAUGCGAGAGAUGGCCAAGACGGCCGUCUGGAGCGUCAGCUCCAGCAAGCCCGGCAAUGGCGUCGCCUCCCUACGCGAUGACAGCCUCGACACGUACUGGCAGUCGGACGGUGCGCAACCGCACCUGGUCAACAUCCAGUUCCAGAAGAAGGUGCAGCUACAGCAUGUUGUGCUGUAUGUGGAUUUCAAGCUGGACGAGAGCUACACGCCGAACAAGAUCUCCAUCCGGGCUGGCGACGGCUUCCACAAUCUCAAGAGAAACAUUCGUUCGUACAUUUAUGCUCCAAAUUGCGGUGUUGGCCAAUCACCUGAACGGGAGGGACACUCAUGUCCGACAGAUCAAGAUAUAUGGGCCAAGACUGAACCCCGUUCCCCACCAGCCUUUCAUCUUCAUUUCCAGGGAAUGCAUAAUGUAUUCCACCAUCAGGUGAGACUGAGAUUCCGUGAACCCUCGCCGCCUCACGUCACAUGGGAGGGAUCAUCCACGGUCAAGGUGCAGACCUUGAUUGUGGCCUGCGCGCUUUUGUAAGAACGCCGACAUGGACUAAGUAGCCGAUGAAGUGUUCAGCCUAUGUUAUUGUGGAUCGAGUUGCCGCUGAAGCAUCAUCAAGGUGUCUCUCUAAAUAUCUACCAUGUAGCUUUUUUUUUUGAGACAAAUCUACCAUGUAGCUUUUUUUUUGAGACAAAUCUACCAUGUAGCUGAUCUUGUAUUCCAUUCCAUCAGUGGAGAAGAAGUUUUUUUUC
Messenger RNA from Triticum aestivum (bread wheat), 1054 nucleotides. RefSeq names its product anaphase-promoting complex subunit 10. Gene Ontology annotation, cellular component: anaphase-promoting complex. The coding region runs from base 198 to 839 and encodes 213 amino acids. Lineage: Eukaryota; Viridiplantae; Streptophyta; Magnoliopsida; Poales; Poaceae. The transcript is spliced from 5 exons. The record is from RefSeq and is a predicted model, not a curated record. Gene Ontology annotation, biological process: protein K11-linked ubiquitination; anaphase-promoting complex-dependent catabolic process.